AUGGCGCAGUCUGGUCAUACCAACCCCCCUGCUACUCCAAAACAUCACGACGAUGACCAUAUGGCGUCGCCAAGAGAGCUCUUCUCCCCUGCUGCAAGUCACAGGCGACUUUCAAGUGGCCUCACUGGGGAGUUGGCACUCGACUCUCGGGCUGCCUGUGGAGAUUUGCUGACUGCGAAGAUGGGGAGUUUGUCUCUGACACCAUAUUCUUCAAAUUCACCCACCCCAGUUCCCCUGGGUCACUCACGUUGCCAAUAUGGAGUGGCUGGUUCACUUCUGUCCCAUCGUCGAAACUCCUCUGUGGUCGUCGGAAACCAUCUACACGAGGCUCAGAAUAUUCUCAAGGCCGUUGCGAAAGGUGGCUUGCCUGACGAGAUGCCAAUCGGCAGUCUUACCCUCCUGCAACAACCACCAGCCGCAGGCGUUAUGAAGAUCUCCAAUAUUCCCUAUUCUAUCACCAAGCAAGAGAUACUACAAUUCGUGGGACGCCAGUCUCGCCUUAGCUCGGGUCAAGCCGUCCACAUCAUAAUGGAGCGCUCAACUGCGAAGACAAUGGAUUGCUAUGUGGAAUUUGCGACACCAGGAGAUGUUGAAGAGACCGUGAAGAGAAUUGAUCGUAUCCAGGAAACUGGCCGUCCUCCUCGCUUGGGGAACAGACACGUUGAUGUCGAAAUUAGUUCUCAGGAUGCACUGCUGCGCGAUCUCUUCCCUCGUGCAAAGUGUGUCCACUGGCAGGCAGGUAUGCCCACUGUUCUCCGCAACAACGAUCCCUAUUCGACGGGUUUUGCUGGCUUCUUCACCAGCGAGGAGAUAAUCGGUGCUAUUCGUCAUGCGGAGAUGCCUCAUAGAUCUCCUUUCAGUACUAAAUGCCCUCAGCGUACUUAUGAAUCCACCAUCAGUACCCUCUACAAGUUCCCCUGGUAUGCCGUUGACCUUUACACGGUCCAUGAUCGUAACUUGCUCUUUGACUUGGUCAAUCGCCAGGUUAUGGCUCUUCUUACUCGUAUGAGUAGAGCGAAUACAGUGGGUCUGGAUCAGCGGCUCUUGAAUGACCUUCUUCGUUCCGGACUCGAAUGUCCAGGCUUCAACGAGCGCCAGAGAUAUACCAUGUGUGUCAACGCAGAGAACUUCGCUGAAUUAAAUAAACUAUCGGACAUCAGUAAAUGGUUUCCCUUUGACACCUUGGCUACUAUGCCUAACCUCGAUGAGCACACUUACAAGUUUAUUGUGGAUUUGAUCUCCAAGGGCUCGAUCCACGCCAUGUCUCACCCAGAACUCCCAAACAACUUCCCCUCGGAUAAUGUCAGCCUCAUCUCGCCCUUUGGCCCGAUCUGGUUUGAAUGGCCCGAGGAAGUUGCUAAGCGCACGCUCUGGCAGGACGCGGUCAGUCAUGAGACCAACAUCUUGUUUGAUCUUCUAUCUAGCGGAUCUAGAAACCACCAUGGAAGAAAGCUAUCUUUCGGAAGUCACAGCACUCGGAGCAGCGUCAUGUCACCAGACACAGACAGUCAGUCCCAGUACGAUGUGUUUUCACCUCCUCCGCGCCGGGCAAGUGACUCAUGGCACAUGCGCGCUUACUCUUACAGCGGCAUUGAGGACAACCCUUGGAAUUCCAGGCUACUUCUCCAUUCAGGUGGCAGAGGCCGUGAUGGUUUUCCAGGGCACCGCUUCACCAGAUCUUCUCCAGUCAAUGUACCGGUCUUCGAUGAUUGA
Messenger RNA from Aspergillus aculeatus ATCC 16872, 1713 nucleotides. RefSeq lists its product as uncharacterized. The record is from RefSeq and is a predicted model, not a curated record. NCBI's taxonomy places the organism in Eukaryota, Fungi, Ascomycota, Eurotiomycetes, Eurotiales, Aspergillaceae. Gene Ontology annotation, molecular function: nucleic acid binding. The transcript is spliced from 5 exons. The coding region runs from base 1 to 1713 and encodes 570 amino acids.